Molecule: messenger RNA, 1711 nt
Organism: Linum tenue
Lineage: Eukaryota; Viridiplantae; Streptophyta; Magnoliopsida; Malpighiales; Linaceae
Source: the annotation of a GenBank genome assembly
CUCUCUCUCCCUCUCUGAAGUCUCCUCCACUUCUCCUUCUUCCUCCGUCCCUUCCUUUCCGCUCACUGCAACUCUCCUCCUUUGUCCCCUUCCUAACGCCGAUUGCCUACCGACAGCUUUUUUUCUCUCCCUUCCCCUUAUAAGCCCUUUGCUUCCUACUCACCCCAUACAGUCUCCUCUCUCUGUGUCUCUCUGUCUCGCUACUACUCUGUUUUCCUGAUCCUCUGUUUUUUCUUUCGUCUCUCCCAUGGCGUUCGGCUGUAUACCCAAUUGUUUUAACACCCGGCGCCGCCGUGGACCCAACGGGGACAGGGUUGCGGCGGUUUCAGACGAUUCCUGCUGCUGGGGUGAGGUUGAGAGUGAGGAGGAAGGGAAAGGAGGAGCAGGGGAUUAUGACGAUUGUUCUCCGGUGAGGUACGGGUGGGACGAGAUUGAGAAGCUGACCCGGAAUUUCGAGUGCUUGAUUGGAUCCGGUGGGUUCAGCAACGUGUAUUUGGCUGCCGGUUCCGCGGCGGUGAAGGUGAGCUGCUCAGGGGAUUAUCUCAGUCCUCUGUUCAGCCAGGAGCUCGACAUCCUCCUCCGCCUCCACCACCGGCGCAUUGUCAAGCUUCUGGGCUACUCCGACGAUAAAGGUGGCGCGCUGGUAAUGGAGUAUGUUCCCAAUGGAACGUUACAGGAGAACCUCCACGGGAGCGGCCGGCGGCCGCUCCCGUGGAGCAAAAGGAUGGCGAUUGCGUACCAACUCGCCGAAGCAAUCGAUUACCUCCACUCCAGCGUAGGUGACGUCCCAAUCGUACACGGGGACAUCAAGGCGUCCAACGUCUUGCUCGACGGGGAGCAAAGCUGCAAGCUUUGCGAUUUCGGGUCGGCGAAGAUGGGGUUCUCCUCCGCCGUGGCGACGGUGGGCGGGCCGAGGAGGGGGAAGAAAUUGGUGAUGAUGGGCUCACUGGGUUACUCCGACCCGUGUUAUCUGCGUACUGGUUUGGCUUCCAAGAAGAACGACAUCUACAGUUUUGGGGUGAUCGUAUUGGAGCUGGUGACGGGCCGGGAGGCGUUCUCAGAGGAGAAAGGGGAGGUUUUGGCGGCGGUGAUUAGGGAACGCGGCGAUGAAAAAGCAGGGGAUUUGGCGGGAUUGGUGGAUCCGAAAUUGGGAGGCGAGUUCGAUUUGGGGGAAGUGGAGGCCAUGUUCGAGAUGGCGAGGAAAUGUGUUGGGCUGGCGGUGAGCGUGCGGCCUUCGGCGGCGGAGAUCGUGGAGAGCAUGAAGGCGAGUGUGGCGUCUGCGUUCAUGUGCGGGGAGGAGGGAAAGAAGAAGUUUUGAACAGAGGGAUUGGUGUAAAUUUGGGUUAUACUCUGUUUUGCUGGGAUUAUACGCUGUUUUUUGGGGGAUUUUUUGUGAUUGGUUCACAUGAUUGACAAUCCAUAUGUAUAGAUUCAAAAACCAACAUAAAGGAAUGGAAGAAAGAAAGGAAGAGGGUUAGGAUUUUACUAUUAGGGGAUGAUUGGAAUAGCAUGCAGUGAAAAGCUUGGCAUUGUUUGCUUCCUUAUUAUUGGAUUGAGAAGUCGGUUGUUUGUUAUUCCACGUCGUUACAAAUGUUGCGUAGUAGUAUAAGUUUUGGAUUUCUUGUUUGUUAAUUGUCAUUUCAAUUUGGGGUUUCAAAGCAAAUGGGUAAGAUUCCAAAUCACGUAGAAGAGUAUGCAUCGAUCGAGCAAG